Drosophila ananassae is the source of this 619-nucleotide messenger RNA. It is a transcript of the gene Obp28a, whose product is annotated as general odorant-binding protein 28a. The transcript has a single exon. Lineage: Eukaryota; Metazoa; Arthropoda; Insecta; Diptera; Drosophilidae. Gene Ontology annotation, molecular function: odorant binding. Gene Ontology annotation, biological process: sensory perception of smell. The record is from RefSeq and is a predicted model, not a curated record. Bases 69 to 500 code for a protein of 143 amino acids.
AGUCGACUAUAAAAGAGUCAGUACCUUAGUACGUUGUAUCCCACUUGGUACAACUGUAAUUUUAAAACAUGCAGCGUUUAUUGGUGAUAGUUAUGGCCAUAGGGCUUCUGUGUGUUGCAUUUGUACGCGGAUUUGACGAAAAGGAAGCUAUGGCCAAGAUGUUGGAAGCAUCAGAGGCUUGUAUGGACAAGGUGGGUGCUAAUGAAGCCGAUAUUCAGGACCUGAUUAAAAAGCAGCCAGCUUCAACUUACGAGGGCAAAUGCCUGCGAGCUUGCGUGAUGAAGAGCUUUGGUUUGUUCAGUGAAAACGGCAAGUUAGACACCGGAGCCGCACAUGAGAAAGCUAAGCAGUAUACUGGUAACGAUCCAGCAAAAUUGAAACUGUCUCUUGAGAUAGGAGACACUUGUGCUUCUAUUAGUGUGCCUGAAGACGAGUGUGAGGCUGCUGAAGCCUACGGUGCCUGUUUUAAGGGAGAGGCUAUCAAGCAUGGCCUUAUGUAAAUCCAAGUACUUCGGAUGGACCACAGAAUUCCAAAACCCCGCCCUGAAAACUUGCAUAAUCCGAAUAUUAAUGUACCCUCUUCUAAAAAAGAAUCAAUAAAAGCAUUGUAAACUACUUA